Messenger RNA from Dissoconium aciculare CBS 342.82, 2418 nucleotides. Its product is annotated as Pkinase-domain-containing protein. The record is from RefSeq and is a predicted model, not a curated record. The coding region runs from base 1 to 2418 and encodes 805 amino acids. The transcript has 4 exons. Gene Ontology annotation, molecular function: protein serine/threonine kinase activity; ATP binding. Gene Ontology annotation, biological process: peptidyl-serine phosphorylation; intracellular signal transduction. Lineage: Eukaryota; Fungi; Ascomycota; Dothideomycetes; Mycosphaerellales; Dissoconiaceae.
AUGAGUGCUGAUCUCAGCCUCUCCCAAUCGCUCGGCGGUCUUCGCAUCGCCAAUCCGGACGAUGAGACAGCGUCCUCCUCUCCGGCUUCAUCGCCACCUCCACCGGCAAUGACUGCCAGGCGACCAUCAAACGAUCAACGCCAAUACGAACAGCAGCGUCUGUCAGAAUCGAGCGCUUCAGCCUUUACUUCAGAUGGCGCUGCUGCGCAGCUUCACCGCCCAACAUUACAGCCAAGUCAGCAAAGCACAUAUGGAGUGCCAUCGCGGCAUGGAAGUGUGCAACAUUCAUCGUCCCGACCAGUCAGCAGUGUGCAUGCUCAGCAGAAUGCGCCCCUAGGCGCCGGAGUCAUGGGUCCAGGAACCUACCGCUACGGAGGCGAGGGAGGUUUACCGGAUGGAAAUCUAGGUGGACUCAGCAGGUCUACAUCGCGAUCCACGAGACAGCCAUCCAGUAAUACACAGGCAUGGGAUCAAUCCCGAGGAUAUCGUCAGGCGAGCAUACCAGGCAGUACACCUGCCGUAUCUCAGUACCCGCAACGGAGGAACUCAAGGCGAGGCAGAGCCGCGUCGGAUACCAUUGGAGUUCCUGAUACUACAGAAAAGAGUCACGCACUGCCAAAUUCUGCGGAGGAAUGGCGAGAUCGGGGCGCGGCGGUCAAGACAGUGCGGGAAACAGAUGCCAACGGACAGCCACAAACCAGAGUUGUGAAGAAGGGUGUCAAGGACUUCAAUUUCGGUCGUACGCUGGGCGAAGGGUCAUAUUCUACAGUCUUGGCGGCGACAGAUCGACAAAACAACAAAGAGUACGCUAUCAAGGUGCUUGACAAACGACACAUUAUCAAAGAGAAAAAGGUCAAAUACGUGAAUAUCGAACGGGAUACCCUCAACCGGUUGACUGAGCACCCAGGAAUCGUUCGAUUAUACUACACCUUCCAGGACGAGCGCUCGCUGUACUUUGUUCUGGAUCUAGCAACAGGCGGUGAACUCCUGGGUGUGUUGAAGAAACUGGGCUCGUUCGACAUCGACUGCACUCGCUUUUAUGCAGCCGAGAUUCUUGACAGCAUCGCUUACAUGCACAGUCGUGGGAUCAUUCAUCGCGACCUGAAACCUGAAAACGUUCUACUAGAUCGCGACAUGCAUGUCAAGAUCACCGAUUUUGGAACAGCAAAGAUCUUGCGAGAUCCCCGGCCGCCUGGCGUCGAUGGUCGGGCUGCCUCGAGUCAAGACUUAGCAGACGGAGCAGAGACUGAUCGGGCGAUAUCCUUCGUCGGCACUGCUGAGUAUGUCAGCCCUGAGCUGUUGCGGGACAAAAAUGCAUGCAAGGCGUCUGAUCUCUGGGCGUUCGGCUGUAUUAUCUAUCAGCUGCUUGCUGGCCGACCUCCUUUCAAAGCCGCAAACGAGUAUCUCACUUUCCAGAAGAUCCUCGCGCUAGACUACUCAUUUCCGGACGGCUUCCCCGAGGUAGCCCGCGAUCUCGUAGAGCGGCUGCUCGUCCUUGAGCCAACAAGUCGCCUACCAAUGGAGCACGUCAAAAACCAUCGCUUCUUCGACGGAGUGCAAUGGGGGAAAACACUCUGGCGGCAGAAGCCGCCUCGAUUGAGCCCACAUGUUCCACCGCCACGAGAGCCAAUUAGUCUCAACGGACCGAGUGCUUCUGCAGCCAGUGCCGCACACGCUGCGUUGACGAAUGCACAUAAUGCUAGCAACGCUGCAUCAGCUCCGCCUCGUCGCCCACAACUCCAGACUGUGACUGAGCUAGCACCGCCAAGUCAAUUGGAUAUUGACUGGUCACCGGUUCUUACUAACAACAACGAGCGCAUUCUCAAACUAGGAAAUUUGAUGGUAUCACAGGGGGCACCCCCUGGAAGUCCGGAUGCUCCUACCCAAUCUGAGAAAUCUGGCUUUGCCCGACUUUUCAGCGCUGCUGCUGCAUCCAAACGGAAGGAGCGUCUGGUAUUAAUCACGACGUGUGCUCGUCUUGUAGUGACUGCGGCCGGCGGGAACGAGAAGAAGGCGAAGAUGGAAUUGCCGCUCGCUGCGCAUAUCGUUUCGUGUCGGAGUCUCGUCAUUACUAACAAUAGUCACCAGAGGGACAAACACUACGUGUUCGAGGAUCCUCGCGCCACGACCUCGGAUCCAGCAGGAAGUCGAUACAGCACACAAGAAUGGCUCGACGCCAUCGAGCAAGCACGUGAAGUUGCACUUGCAACAUCUCUUUCCUCCGCCGGAGGCAGCAGUAGCACCAGCGCUGGAGGAAAUCCCUUCCCGUCUUCCGCUCACAACGAAUACGAUGAAGGCGGUGGUGGAUCAGGCGACGGCGGUGGGAACGGGAACAGUGCAGUCGCAGGGGCCUUUGCGACGGGACGGAAACGUUUCAGUAAGAGGCACAGCAAGAGCGGCCUCGCCGCCGUGUUUUGA